Ctenocephalides felis (cat flea) is the source of this 815-nucleotide messenger RNA. RefSeq names its product glycine-rich protein 5-like. The coding region runs from base 1 to 798 and encodes 265 amino acids. Lineage: Eukaryota; Metazoa; Arthropoda; Insecta; Siphonaptera; Pulicidae. The record is from RefSeq and is a predicted model, not a curated record. The transcript has 3 exons.
AUGUUAAAAAGUAAAUACGAGCUAAUUUGCACGGCGCUUCUAGCUGUUAUUGGAAUUUGUCAAGGAGGCGGCGGUGGCAGCCACCACAAGAAAGUGAUAAUCCAUGUUCCUUAUAAAGUCAAGCACCACCACCAUACGCACACCGUUUAUAAACACGUGCACCACACUAAACACGUCGGAGGCGGAGGCGGCGAUGGAGGACACGACGAGUACGAAGUCUUAGGCUAUACUUAUGGUGACGCCCAUGGAGGCGGUGGCGGCGGCGGAGGCGGCGUUUUUGUAGGUGAUCACGGUGGUUGGGGCGGUUUCUCAGGCGGCGGACACGACUUCGGUGGUUCCUCCGGCGGAGGCGGCGGCGGCGGUGGUAUAGAAUCGCAUUUCGGAGGCGGUAACGACAUCGGCGGUGGUUCCUCAUUCGGAGGCGGACAUGAUUUCGGAGGCGGUUCUUCUGGAGGUUCAUCCUUCGGUGGUGGACACGAUUUCGGAGGCGGCAGCGGUGGUGGUGGUUCAUCUUUCGGAGGUAGCCACGCUGGUGCUUUAGUGUCUUCCAUUGGUUACGGAGGUUCUAGCGGCGGAGGCGGAGGCGGUGGUUAUGGCGGUUCAAGUGGAGGCGGAUCUAGUUAUGGAAGUUCCGGCGGCGGCGGUGGAGGUGGUUACAGUGUUGUAUCCUCCGGAGGCGGCGGCGGCGGCGGAGGUGGUCAUGAUUUUGGAGGAUCAUCUGGAGGUGGUUUGUCGCACUUGAGUGGCGGUUACGAGACGCAAGAAUACGGAGGCGGAAGUGAAGGCGGUUACCAUUGAUAAUGUAAUAUACAUAU